This is a messenger RNA of Spea bombifrons (plains spadefoot toad), 1366 nucleotides long. It is a transcript of the gene COPS8, whose product is annotated as COP9 signalosome subunit 8. The transcript is spliced from 7 exons. The record is from RefSeq and is a predicted model, not a curated record. Lineage: Eukaryota; Metazoa; Chordata; Amphibia; Anura; Pelobatidae. Bases 80 to 661 code for a protein of 193 amino acids. Gene Ontology annotation, biological process: COP9 signalosome assembly; protein deneddylation. Gene Ontology annotation, cellular component: COP9 signalosome.
CAUUGACGGGUUUGAACCCGGAAGAGGAAGACCGGUGUCAGUGAUUCUAGACGGGAGGCCCUGUGGGCUUGCGGGGAAAAUGCCAGUGGCCGUGAUGGCGGAAAACCCGGUCUCCUUCCAGAGGUUGUUGGAGCAGUGCGAGGAGCAGGAACUUGAGGCUCCAGGAGGUAUUGCAACACCCCAGGUGUACAGUCAGCUUCUAGCGCUAUACCUUCUACACAAUGACAUGAAUAAUGCCAGAUAUCUCUGGAAAAGAAUACCACCUGCCAUCAAAUCUGCCAAUGCAGAGCUGGCUGGGAUUUGGGAGGUGGGACAGAGGAUCUGGCAGAGAGACUUCCCCGGAAUCUACUCAUCCAUUGCUGCCAACCAGUGGUCAGAAAACAUUCAACCAAUCAUGGAGGCUGUAAGAGAUGCAACACGGCAGCGUGCCUUUGGCUUGGUGUCCCAGGCAUACACCUCAAUCUCUGCUGACGAUUUUGCAGCCUUUGUUGGUCUUCCAGUAGAGGAAGCUGUGAAAGGGGUCUUGGAGCAGGGCUGGCAGGCUGAUUCUGCUUCUCGCAUGGUAAUGCCCAAGAAACCAGAUUCAGCUCCCCUGUCUCUGAUUCCCAAUGAGCAGCAGCUGGCCAGACUUACUGACUACGUGGCUUUCCUAGAGAACUAACGCAUCCUUCCCAUCGGAGAUGAAAAUAAGGAACACAAAAAAGAGAAGCAAGAAUCCCUCCAAAUUGACCACACUGGGCUCUAAAACCCCACCUGUGAUAAGCUGGCUUAUUCAUUUUAUGAGCUGUACUUUGGCCAAAAGGGGUUAAUGUGCAUGCAGGGGGGUGUUAUCAUGAAAUGGCUUAUGUUGUGUGGCUUAACCCUUUGCUGACCCCUCUGACAGUGACAAAAGGGAAAAUAUUAAGAAAAUGCUUUGGUUUUCUUCAAACCUGAUAACCUAGUUAAGAAGCUUGAGAUCUGUAAAGUGGAUUCUUGGAGAGACUUUGUGGCAACAUCUUAUGGUUAAUUUUCCUAAGUAGUCCUCAUACAGUUAAAUGUCCUCUAUAACACACAGAAUCCACUAUGGACUUUUUUCCAGCAUUGCCACCCCCCCCCCCUCUCGGAUAUGUACCUCUACUGCUAAACAGGGGAACGGUCGAUUUUGUUAACGUCCUUUCCCUCCUCCUGAGCUUUCAGCAGGACCACAAGGUGGCGCUGCGUAGCUUCAUUAAAUCCCUCUGCAUGAAGGAGAGGUCAAAUGUUUUAACACACAAACACUGCGUUGGGAUGGUUACCUCGUAGCAGUGUCAUUUUUGCCACAAUGUAGCCUGGUGUUAGACAUUGUUUAGUAAGAAUUUGACCCAUUAAACAGUGUUUAGUACAUAAA